Molecule: messenger RNA, 1958 nt
Organism: Bombus huntii
Lineage: Eukaryota; Metazoa; Arthropoda; Insecta; Hymenoptera; Apidae
Gene: tan
Exons: 8
Coding region: 162-1346 (394 amino acids)
Source: RefSeq, a predicted model, not a curated record
CGAUAAAAGGUAGAUUAGACUUGGAGUCUUCGUAGCGGAGCGAAGCCGAUCGCGAAUCGUCAGUCGUGCGCGACGAUCAUCACCGUCAAAACGACGACGCGACCUCCGCCGUUUCGGUAUAUUUCACUUGCGUCUCUGCGAGAUUUCUCGAGGAAACGACAAUGCCCGAUCAAGAGAUAACCAGCAAGACAAAGGACAUCGGAAGGAGGCAAGCGAUUCCUAUCAUUUACACCAGAGGAACUCAUUACGACGUCGGCUUUGAUAUCGGUCGUACGUUUUCCGAUCUAAUUCAAAAGUUCGUCGACGCGUAUCGGCCACUCAAUGAAACCUAUUUGCCACUUUACGAAACGGAAGCGGGUAGAAAAAUUUACGAGGAGACUCUUGCCUGCGUCGAACAGCAAUUUCCCGGAUAUGUUAAGGAAAUUCAAGGAACGGCCGACGGUGCGAACGUUCCCUUUCACAAGUUGUUUCUCAUGCAUUUAGAUGAUAUCGUGCCAAAUGUGGCAAAUGAAGGACAAGGAAAUGCGUUACCGGUUGGUUGUUCGACCAUCAUGUGCAAUCAGCCCGGACAGGAAAUUUUGGGACAUAACGAGGAUGCACUUAGCGAAACGUUAAAUCAUUGGUAUUUAGUUUCGGCGCAUGUAAUCGAACCAGGAUGCAAGCAAGAAAAUUUUACGUCUUUGAGUUACGCCGGUUUUUUACCAGGAUACACGAUGGGUUAUAAUCAGUAUGGUCUCGUUUAUACCAUCAAUACGCUUAGUGCUGCUACCUUGAGAUCUGGUAAAACACCCAGAUACUUCCUAACCCGGGCAUUGUUAACUGCGGAGAAUUACGUGCAAGCUCAACAAAUUUUAAGAAACGAAGGUUUCGGCGCGGCAGAAGGGUUCUCGGUAAAUAUGACCUUCCUAAUGCAAGAAGGAGAUAGAAUGUUUCAUAAUGCCGAGGUCGGUCCUUGCGAGAUCAAUGGCACGCAAUCGCAAUUAAGCAUUUUGACCGUUAGUCCUGGAGAGAAUACGGUUCACUGUAACAAGUAUCUCCGACUGAAAAUACCCGAAGUCGACGGUCUCAUCGUUGAUAGCAGCAUCAAAAGAAUGGCUGCUAUUUGCAACCAUCCUCCAGCAAAGUGUCGCCAAGAUGUUAUAAAUAUUCUAAGCGACCAAACGGAUGACGACUAUAGAGUUUAUCAAGAAAAAGAUAAAAACGACCCUGUAAAAACUAUAGCAACUGGUAUCUUCGACUGCAUUGAAAGAACCUGGUCUAUUUAUACGAAUAAACCAAAUUCUACGGAACCAAUUUUGGUAAUACCGCUGCGAUUAAACGGCGAACCGACUGUUCCUGAUAUAUAAUUUGCUGCUCAAACCGACGUUGCGAUGUAAUUCGUCUCCAAUGUAAUCUAUUUUUUCUUAGCAAAAAAGAAAACACAGAACACAAAAUCAUCCAUUCAGUCCUUUCUUUCUUUUCAUUUUACAUCGCAUUUAUUUAUGUUUAUUAUUCUAAUCCACCACAUAAACAGUUUCUUUCAACCAAUUAUAAUAUUUUUAUUCCACUAUCCAAUUUCAAUAAUAACCGUAUUGCGUUUGUACUUUGCACCAUGUUUGGUGUUUGCCGACGCAGCUCGCACUUCAUACAGAUAUUGGAGCUUCACAAACUGUUUCUUUUUACUUGCUGAUGUAAACGCUGCGUUAUAUACAUAGGAAAACAUUUCGUUAAAUAGCGUUAAAAAAAAGUUGAUAUUUUCCAAAAAUAACAAGAUACUCUUCUUACUUUUCAUUAUUUCCUUUCGUCCUUUUCAUUCUCUUCUCCUUCACUUUCCCUUUCUUUUUUAAUAUCGAAAAAACAGUUAUAAUUUAUUAGAACACUGCUACAUUUACAACUUGAAAAUUGUACCAGAUGCGAGAUAGUUUAAUAUCACGCGACUAAGCUUUGUAAAUGAACGAAAUAUAUAAAAGUAAAACAUU